AUGCAUGUGACUGACAUGAAUUUAACAGAAGUCGAAGGACUAAGGGCGAUGAGCCAGUGCCCAAGGAAACAGAUAUUCGGCGGUGGAGGAUGCGGAAGCGAUGGAAACAAAACGUGCAUAAACAGUUUUGUUAAACAAGGUGGUGACAAGCCUAUCAGUUUAAGCUGCGAUCUAAUCUUUGGUGGUGAUGUGCUUUUGCAGAUUGAUCCAAGUAUCUACGGUGGACUAAUUGUAGAGUUUCAGCAAAAGGUGUUGGACAUGUCUAUCAGGACAAGGGCACAGCAGAUGGAGAGGCUCCUCCGUGAACCUGUUGACAUCAGCAGCCUCUGA
Microthlaspi erraticum is the source of this 330-nucleotide messenger RNA. The record is from the annotation of a GenBank genome assembly. NCBI's taxonomy places the organism in Eukaryota, Viridiplantae, Streptophyta, Magnoliopsida, Brassicales, Brassicaceae.